This is a messenger RNA of Raphanus sativus (radish), 647 nucleotides long. RefSeq names its product sm-like protein LSM7. Gene Ontology annotation, molecular function: RNA binding. Gene Ontology annotation, cellular component: catalytic step 2 spliceosome; U6 snRNP; spliceosomal tri-snRNP complex. NCBI's taxonomy places the organism in Eukaryota, Viridiplantae, Streptophyta, Magnoliopsida, Brassicales, Brassicaceae. Bases 287 to 514 code for a protein of 75 amino acids. The transcript has 4 exons. The record is from RefSeq and is a predicted model, not a curated record.
UUUAUUUUUGCCAGGAAACCGAAUUUUUAUAUGAAAAAAAAAACUGGAUCGUGAAAUCACUUUCUGAUAAUAAUUAUCAUGGAGAAUUGGAGAUAUCCAACCCGGUUGAGCAAUAUUAUAUCGAACCGAAAUUGAAACUGAGAAACCAAUCUUCAAACCAUGGUUAGAGAUUUUAAACCGGAGUCUAAACGAGUUAUAAAGCGCCUGGGUCUUCUCUGUUUCGCUCCGACAUUCAGAGAUCUUCAUCUCCCCGGUGAGUGUACUUCAUCGAGGGCUGUGCUCUAACAUGUCAGGAAGAAAGGAAACAGUGUUGGAUUUGGCUAAGUUUGUGGAUAAGGGUGUUCAAGUUAAGCUGACUGGUGGUAGACAAGAUCAUGAUGAUCCAUUGAAGACUACUGACCAGAAGAGACUUCUUGGUUUAGUUGUUUGUAGUGGAACUGCGGUGAUGCUCGUCUCACCAACUGAUGGAACUGAAGAAAUUGCUAACCCGUUCGGUCAACCAGAGGCUGUCUAAUGAGUUUCUUUCCAAAAGAUUAUGUCUGUCUAUCUUUAUUAGUUCAACUUUGGGCUUUAGUGAGCAUUGUGUAUCUGAGUAUCUGUUAUGAUGUUGACAACAGUUUUGUUUUAAUAUACCUAUUUAAACAUCA